GGUCCUGUUACUCAAUAACUCAACCGCAGUUCAACGUUACACAUCUAUUCGCAAAUAAUUUUUAUCAGAAACUCAACAUGAAGUUCCUCGUCGUACUGUCCGCUGUCCUGGCCGUGGCCCUCGCCCGCCCCGACUCAUACAAGACCGACCACGAUGGCCUGGACAUCGAGGGCAUCGUGAACAACCCCGAGGCCCUCGCCAAGGUCACGGCCUGCUUCCUCGAGAAGUCACCCUGCACCCCCAUCGCUGCUGAAUUCAAGAGCGUUUUGCCCGACGCGACGGAGACCGCUUGCAGCAAGUGUACCGCCGCCCAGAAGCACAUGCUGAAGCUGUACCUUCUGAAGGUCCGCGAGACCGCGCCCGACGACCUGAAGGCCCUCAAGACGAAGUACGACCCUGACUCCAAGCACAUCGACGCUCUGAUCGCCGCCAUCAAGGACGCAAGUAACAUGAGAAAUGACAUGCUGAAGCUGUACCUUCUGAAGGUCCGCGAGACCGCGCCCGACGACCUGAAGGCCCUGAAGACGAAGUACUACGACCCUGACUCCAAGCACAUCGACGCUCUGAUCGCCGCCAUUAAGGACGCGACUACCGGCCGUUGGACAAAUCCCAAGAUGAAGGUCCUCGUGUUGUCUGCUGUACUAGCCAUCGCUCUGGCAGCUCCUUACAGCACCGACAAUGAUGACCUGGACGUGGAAGCUAUCGUGUGUAACCCGGAGACCCUUUCGAAGGUCACUCAAUGCUUCCUGGAUAAAGGACCCUGCUCUGACGUUGCUGCUCAAUUCAAAAGCGUGUUGCCCGACGCUACUGCAACUGCGUGCAGAAAAUGCACCCCAGCUCAGAAACACAUGCUGAAGCGUUACCUGCAGCAGGUCAAGGAUACCUCCCCUGAUGACCUUCAGGCCCUGAGAGAGAAGUACGACCCUGACUCCCAACACAUUGACGCUUUGGUCGCCGCUCUGAAGGACGCGUAA
Molecule: messenger RNA, 974 nt
Organism: Ostrinia nubilalis (European corn borer)
Lineage: Eukaryota; Metazoa; Arthropoda; Insecta; Lepidoptera; Crambidae
Exons: 7
Coding region: 78-974 (298 amino acids)
Source: RefSeq, a predicted model, not a curated record